CCCGGCGCGCUCUCGUGGGGGGCCAGACUCUCCGAGGCGGUGCCGCAGGAGACAGAGAGACGGCCGGAGCGGAGUGCGCCGCAACUUUCGCCCGAACGCCAGCGCGGAGGACGUGAUGUUGGGGCUCUCUCGCCAGCUGCCUUGGGCCGCCGCCUGCCUGGCCGCGCUCUGUGUGCUGACCGCGGCUCAGAGCACCUACCCGGCCCCGAACGUGACUGUGAUCACGACUUCAUCGACCACCACCAAGACAGUUGUGACGACGGUGACGACUCUUGCGCCGGUCACCAUUCCAGCACAAGAAAUCUGUGAAAACCACAACAGCUGUGUUUCCUGUUUGAAUGUUAGCCUUGAUACUCCUACUUGCUUUUGGAUAGACUGUAAAGAGAAAAGCUACUGUUCACGUAAUACAACAGUUAGUGAUUGCCGGGUGGUGAAUGGCACACAGUUCUGUUCUGCACCUGAGCCCACUCUGAUGCCAACGAAUUCUACAGCCCAAACCACCACCCUGCCUGCCUCUUCUACAGCCGCCCCCACAGCUACUACACCAGGUACAACUAAUACCACUUUAAGUCCAACUUCACAACCUCGGCGGAAGUCUACCUUUGAUGCAGCCAGUUUCAUUGGAGGAAUUGUCCUCAUCUUGGGUGUGCAGGCUGUAAUCUUCUUUCUCUAUAAAUUCUGCAAAUCGAAAGAACGAAACUACCACACUCUGUAACAGACCCAUUAAAUUAACAAGGACUGGUGUGUAACUCACUGAAACCAAAAUAUUCUCUUUCAAGAUGUCCCACAGGGAAGAUGCUAUUCCAGGAUCUUUACAUGUUCAAAGGAUGCAUAUAGGAUACUUGGGAGCAUCGUCCUCGAAGAAAAGUCACUUAAAUCAUUUUGCUCAACAGGAAUAUUUCAAAUACUCUGCAUGAAUCCUUGUGGCUGUCUUCUUUUAUUUUAAAUGGCUGCUGCUGUGGGAUUAUGUUAUCUCUUCUUGACGUACCAAAUGUAAUUCUGUAAGUGAGGGGAAGCAUCGUCCUGCACAGACAACCUCAUGACUCUUUUGGCAGUUUAAAUUUAGUCAUUUUAAAGCCUGAAAGCUGCAUUAUUGUCAUCCUAUCUCAGGAUGUAGUUUAGUGACCAGAAUUGAGAAGAAUGUGCCAAAUGAGCAUUAAUCGGGUGGACUUUUGGCUGUCCUUUCAAAAGUGGAAUAAAUCUAUAAAUUUAGUAUCCUUAGAGUAACAUUUUGUGCUUGAUGACAGUUAUUUUUUCUACAUUAGAAAUAAGAUGCCACACAGGGAAUUACAUUCCAGAUUUAAAGAAACAAAUAGGAUACAAACCGUUAACAAAUAGCAGGUUAUCGCUCAUACUUGUAAAGCACCUUAAAUCAUUGAGAAAAUAAAGAACAGUGCCUUAAAAGACAGACUGAAAGGUAGACUGUAACUUCAGAUAUUUGUGAUUUGUUCUUUACACAUUAAGGCAGGUAAAGGUUGGUCUAAUGUAACUGUUGACAAGCUGUAGCAAACCUGCUUUUAGUAGAUACCAUACUGUUAGUAUUUAAUUGAAAACUUAACUGUUUUAUUUCAGACCUGAGCAAGUUAAGCUAAAGGAUGUUCUACAGAGUUGAAAGCCUUCAUAUAUUGUACUUCCCAACAUUUUUCUUAGGCUGUUAAAAAG
Messenger RNA from Neomonachus schauinslandi (Hawaiian monk seal), 1662 nucleotides. RefSeq names its product CD164 molecule (gene CD164). The record is from RefSeq and is a predicted model, not a curated record. Gene Ontology annotation, cellular component: lysosome; endosome. Lineage: Eukaryota; Metazoa; Chordata; Mammalia; Carnivora; Phocidae. The coding region runs from base 116 to 715 and encodes 199 amino acids. The transcript is spliced from 6 exons.